AACACAAUGGACCCGCAACUACGACCUCGGUUCUUCGACGCUGACCCAAACUCCGCAGAUGCAGCAAAACGCUGGAAUCACUGGUUUCGUACCUUCGAAACCUAUCUGAAAACCGUCGAAUCUUCUAAACCCGACAAACUUGAAACUCUCAUCCACUUUGUGGAUCCAUUAGUAUACGAUCACAUUGCUGAUCACACCGACUAUGAAUCUGCAAUCGCCACGUUACGGAAAUUAUAUGUCCGUCCAAAAAAUGUCAUAUAUGCACGCUACCUGCUACAGACCUACAAACAGGAGAGUGGACAAGAUAUCGAUCAGUUCGUACAAAAACUGAAAUCAUUAGCCAAAGACUGUGAGUUUAAAUCUGUGUCUGCAACUGAAUAUCAAGAUGAGUGCGUGCGUGAUGCUAUAAUUAAUGGCCUGGCGUCCACAUCCAUCCGCGAGAAGCUUCUAGCACAAAGCGAACUCACUCUGGACCAAACAUAUCAGCUGGCUAGAUCCCUCGAAUUGGCUCACAAACAGUCACAGUCAUAUGUUAGUAACGAACCCAUAUCUUGCUCUACGAUUCCACCCAUUUCACAGAAUCCCGAACUGCGUGUUGAUCCCACCACUGCUGCUGUAAAAUCCAUUCAGACAUGUUAUUUCUGCGGUUAUGAUGCACAUCCUCGUCCAAAGUGCCCCGCUCGCGAAGCCGUCUGCAAUCUUUGUGGUAAACGCGGUCACUUCCGCCGCGUGUGCCGUUCAAAAAAUACCUCCAAGUUCCACACAAGUUGUACAACAAAGCCUACUUUAUCGUCAUUAUUCGUUGCAGCAGCUCCUACCUGCCUGGCGCAUGCCAUCGCAACUAUCGAAGUCAAUGGCAUCACUCUCCGUGCUCUGGUCGACACAGGGAGUUCUUGCAGUUUCAUUAACGCUAAGGUCGUGAAACUGCAUAAUUGGAAAAUUUAUCCAACUUUCUCAGUCGUCACAAUGGCGUCUACAUCCCUAUCUUGUCGAACGACUGGUUACGCUUGUGUUUCUGUCCGAUACAGAGAUACCUCAUACAGUGAACUGAAGCUCUUUGUAAUGCCAAACCUCUGCACCGACGUUUUACUCGGGCAUGACUUUCUAGGUCUACAUGGCAAGGUAGAAAUUUCAUUCGGCGGGGAUCGUGAUGCGCUCACCAUCUGCGGCCUGACGGCUGUAAACGUUGAAUCACCAUCACUUUUCGCCAACUUGUCUCCAGAUUGCAAAUCCGUACUUCACCAGUGCCUUCAGCGUAUUGCUGCUCGCCCGACACGAGUCUACAUGAUUUUAAACGAUCUCAAGACGACCUUCAAGCUUCAGACCACCGGAAUUUCUCUGAACAUCUCCAAGAAGCCUUCCAAGUCGCCACCCAAUCUUCCGCAAUCGAGCGGGCCAAAUUCAACGGAUUUGGACGCUAGUGACAACAAACUAGCUUCCCCUGUGCUUCUCCAAACAUUUGAGGGGCCCUCUCAAACAUGUGUUCCCACUUCGUUGAACAAUACGACAUCCGCCGAUCAUCUUGAGGAUGAUGACGUCAUCAUUUUGGAUGAACCACCUCCUGCAGAGACUGCUCACAAGUCUCACUCUCCUCCUGUGCAGUCAGCUGUCCCCUCCACAAGUAGUCAUCCCGACUCCCCAAGACAGCCUUGCUCACAGGCGACCUUGGACACCUCCAGACGUUCAGUCGUAGAACGGUUGGAGCAUUUAUUAUCCCGUCUCAGCAAGGCAAUUCGAGCACUAGAAGAGGAGGAAUUGGAUAUGGACGCUCUGGAAUCCAGCAACUCUCCAUACUUAAAAUUGGACGGCCUAAAGCGCCGCUACUUGCAGGUCUGGCAUCGCCUAUGUGACGCUCGAAGGAUGGCUCGCAUAUCGGGUCGGAUUGUGCGUCGUCGAUUCACAUAUGCAGGAUGUAAAUACCCAAGUGUUAAUUCUCGUAUUGAAUACCUGGUGAACGACAGGAGAAAAUUCCCAGACUACACUGAUAUACGGCGAAUAGUGUCGAGCGUAAAUCGCGAUGAAAACUUGGAACUGGGCUCCUCCGCUGUAAGCGAUUUGGCCCGUGAGGUAUUCAUUGAUGUGGGACACCUGCUCAAACGUCGACGACAAGAUGAUCUGCGCCAAGAUCUGGGAUGUCACCUCACGGACGACUUGCAGGAAGAAGAUGAUCCGACCUACUACGACUCUACUCUACGACGCCAGUUGGCACACAACAAGACAGUUGGCGAGCUUCGACUUAAUGCUGUCUUCGACAAAUAUGUUCAAUUACAAAAUGCCACCACACCGCCGUUGGUGAAUGAGGAUACAGGCGGUGUGGAUGGUAGUGACCGCAAAUCCUCGUGUAAAUCAACAGAAGUUUCUCGUAUAAUUUCGACCAAUGACGAUCACUCGGACUCGGAUGACAGUGAUGUAAGCCGCAAAGUAGACGAACCCCCAAAGUCCAUCUCCUACGAAGUCUUGUCCCUUAGUUCAGAAUCUGACACGGAUUGUUCUAAGCUAACUUCUGUCCGACCUGAUCAGUCAACUUCGGGUACUACCCCCAAACAGCAGCCUGCUUCCCCAAUCAUCAACCUCACUGAGGAUGAUAGUAGUACACCGUCUGAUCACUCCGAAGGUAUGGCGAUUGUUCCAGUUGUGUUGUCUGCUCCACCAACUUCGGAUCACAGUAUUUUACCCGCUCAGUCGAACCUGCACAACCACACUAGGCGAACGAACUUCUCAAUGUUCAACCCCUGUCAGCAAUUUUUCCAUCCAUCAGUUCCAAUGAUUCAUCAAACCCAACAUGCUAGUCAAACAGUCACACUAACUCGUCAGUUUGGAUGUAACGGAUUAGGGUCGAUGUUGAGCACAACUCAUCUCAUGUUUGCGGAUGAGGCGAUUGAGGUAGUAGACAAAUCCGUUUACCUGGGUAGCUGUAUCAGUCCCAGUAGUCCGGCGAAAGAUGAUAUUUCCAUCCGAAUUGGGAAAGCCAGGGCAGCUUUUGUGAACUUGCGUCACCUGUGGCGUAGACGUGACAUCAGCUUAUCCGUCAAGGCUCGAGUUUACAAUGUUGCGGUGCGCUCCAUACUACUAUACGGGUCAGAAACAUGGGCCUUGCGCACUGAGGACGUCAAAAGACUUUCAGUGUUCGAUGUCGGAGCAUUGCCCGAGUCGGGUGGGAACACCAGAGAAGCAAUCCUG
Molecule: messenger RNA, 3180 nt
Organism: Opisthorchis viverrini
Lineage: Eukaryota; Metazoa; Platyhelminthes; Trematoda; Opisthorchiida; Opisthorchiidae
Exons: 9
Biological process (GO): proteolysis
Molecular function (GO): aspartic-type endopeptidase activity; zinc ion binding; histone binding
Source: RefSeq, a predicted model, not a curated record